AUCUGCAAAAAAGGAAUGACAGGCAUUUCAAUCCGGACUAUUAGAGCACGACUGCGUUUCUUACAAGUUUACAAAUGUAUAGCAAAGCUAGUUUGAGAAGAAGAUCUCAGAGUUGAAGAAGUGAAAUGACUCUUCUGUUAUGUCGAUCGUGUGGGCUUUGUUGCAGAAGUUUUGAGGCGUCGUAUGAUUUUUGCUUAGCGGCCCAUUGAAGAGAGGGAUGGGCCAGACGUCUGUCUCCAGCUUGUUUCAGAAGAGAGCGAGCGUGGAGGGACUGGAAAAAUCUUCUCUGGCCAACUGUGAUGUGGUUGGAAGCUCACAGUCUCCUCAGCUCAAAGAAAAGGGGAAACUCUCGACUUUGGGCAAGAUCUUUAAACCUUGGAAAUGGAGGAAGAAAAGGACCAGUGAUAAGUUCCAGGACCUCUCCAAAGUGUUGGAGAGGAAAAUAUCCACCAGACAAACUCGAGAAGAGCUCAUAAGGAAAGGUGUCCUUAUACCUGACCAAGAUGAUCCUUUAAGCACAGAGACCUUGAACGGUCAUGCCGUGCCUGGUGAAGUUACUGAAAAAGUCAAAGUGGACAUUGAGACACAAGACAAGGCACCUGAAGAAAAGGCAGAGUUGUCAACUGUUGCGGAAGACCCAGAAGAGAGGAAUGACAUCAAGAUCAGCCCGCAGGCCACUGCGUCAGACACUCCAAAAGCCCCCGCUAAAAAACACCAGGUCAUUCCCCCAAAGCCCUCCGCUGAGGCCACGGUCACAGGUGUGAAGAUAGUUGGCCAAGCAGGGGCUAAAAAAGUGACCAAAAGCACCAGUAAGCAGGUCUCCUCCACGCCUCCUUCAAAGCAAACCACUCGAAGUGCCAAUGUUAAAUCUUCCAAUCCCAAGAAAACUGUAGUCACAUCCAAGAAUUCCACUCAAACUUCAGGACAAUCAUCUUCAGUGACCUGCUCGAAGACCCCAAAGAACAACAAAGCACAACUAACAGCAGCAGAAAUAAAGUCUGUCAAGAAAUCUGAACCAUCCAGGGCACCGCGGCCCCCUCCCAAACCCUCAUCUUAUAUGGGUAACUCUCCUCUGGAAAGCUCCUCUAAAAAGGACCAAAAGAAAAAAGUGACCUCUAAUACUAAUGAGAAGUCAGUUGAGGAGACAUCUCAGGAUGGGAAGGGUGCAAAUCGUCCUGCGGAAUCCUCCGUGGAGCUGGACAAAAAGAAGCCACAUGUUAACGAUGCAACAGAGGAAACCGCCUUCACUGGAUCCUCACAUGAACUUUCCUCAGACACUUUAAAUGAACCUGUAAGCGCAGAGAGUGAAGGAGAAAAGGUAAAGACAACAGCAGACCAAACACAGAGUUUUGUUGGGACUGAGGAAGGAGAGAGAACACAAACUGUCAAUGUGGAAAGCCCAGAAGUAACGGUCAUUCCUGACUCCAUUAGAGAAAACCAGGCCAAUGACUCUGAUUCAGAUGGGCCUAUACUCUACAAGGAUGAUGAAGAGGAGGAUGAAGAUGAUGAUGAGUAUACCUCUAGCUCCCUUGCGAGCAAAAUUCACCGCAAAGACACACUUGCCAUUAAACUUGGAAACCGGCCUAGCAAGAGGGAGCUAGAAGAGAAGAACAUACUCCCCCGGACGUCAGAGACAGAGCGACAGGAACUAUGGCAGCAGAUUGGCUGCAAAUUAGUGAGACAGCUGAGUCAGAGGCCCACCACAGAAGAGCUCGAACAACGAAAUAUUCUGAAACAAAAAAAUGAGGAAGAAGAACAAGAGGCCAAGCAGGAGAUUAAAAGAAGACUCUCCCGAAAGCUAAGUGUGCGGCCCACAGUCGCAGAGUUAGUGGCACGAAGAAUAUUGCGGUUCAAUGAAUACGUGGAGGUCACAGAAGCAAAAGACUAUGAUCGGCGUGCUGACAAGCCGUGGACCAGGUUAACCCCUGGGGAUAAAGCUGCUAUACGUAAAGAACUCAAUGAAUUUAAAAGCAAAGAGAUGGAGGUCCAUGAAGAGAGCAGACAGUUUACCAGGUUUCAUCGGCCCUGAGGUGGUGCCUGGUAGUGGGGGUGCUGGCAGGCCGCUAACUCGAGGCUCUCUCUUCCUGUCUCUUCGCCAUGCUCCCUGCUGAGAGGCUAACAGACUGACUCCCUGUGGCAGCCGCCGAUUCUCUGGCACUGGCUGCGCUCCAUGCUGGCAGUCCUGUCUUUGCUUAUUGCGGUCAGCCACUGGGGGGCUCAAGCAUAGUUAAAAAUGGGACUGAAAUGCCACUGCAAGCAGAAAACAGAGAGAGAAAGAGAGGGACCUUCAAACACGAUAAAGCAAUGUAAUUGUUCUGACCAGUUUUUUCAUGUCUGCUAUUUGAAUUUUUUGCACACACUAAGGACAAGACUUGCUCUUUUCAUUCACAGUGUCCCUGAUAUUCUUUCAAGGUAAAACUUAAGAACAUGCAGUGACUCGUUCUUGUAUUGUUGCUGCGUGCAAACACUGCAGCUCUGAGGAUUUUUGUUUUGUUUUUGUAUAUACUAGUUUUCUUGCAGUACUUCAGUGCAGAGUCCAGUAAUAUCUAUGAAUAUUCAUGCAUGUGAAAAACAUUUUAUAAGACAUAUGUACCUGGUUCUUGCUAUCAGUGUACCUUAAAAUGGAUAUUGAGGUCCAUUUGGACAUCACAAGGUCCAGGAUUAUUACUGCCAUUAUUCAUCUGUAUCUAGAUUAAUAAAGUACUCAAUAUAAUAGAAUGUAAUCAGAUUUAUGUUGUGCCUUGACUGUGUUUUUUGUUUAAAUGUCUGAUUACUUGAUGUAUGUACGUGGUCAUAUUGUAACAUAUAACUGCUGUUCAGGAAAAUAAUCUAAUCAUGUUUAUGACUUAAUCCAUGUUUAUUGACCUGUUUAAGAACUUAUUUCCCCUAAAUGUUAUCACAAUUUUCCCAAAGUUACUGCUAAUGUCACACUGAUUUUGGCUUGUCAAAAAUGUUAAUUAAUUGGAGGAUUUUAUUGUGCCUAGCCAUACCCAAGUUGUUACAAGAUAAUUUAGUUGAACAGUAAUUUUACUCACAAAAUUGUAAAGAGCUUCUCCAUAUUUAUAAAAAGGCAGAUUUUAUGAAUGAAAUGUGUCAAUAUUGCAUUGCUGCACAUUCUGGUGCUUGAUAUAAUUGUCGGGUCGUAUGUCAAAGGUAGAAUUUGCUGAACAGGCACUCGUGUCCAGCUUUGUGAGUUUUUCUAUUUUGUUUGUUAAUAUAGUUAGAAAUUGGGGAAACUUUUUUAAAUUAUUUCAAAUCAAUUGUACAGACUAUGUAUGAUACUGUAUAUGUGAAUACAUCCAGUAUAUUGCACAUUGGUUUGAUUCCUUUCAAAUAACAACACAUCCAAAGGAUGAUGCAAAACACUUUAACUUGUAUUUAAUACUUUAAAUGAUUUAGUUGCGAGUUUGAUCCUAGUUGAAAACUUCAAGCUCUCUCAUUUACAAAAGAGAAAUCGGAAUCACUAUUGAAGAAUUUUAGAUUGCAUAUUUAUAUACAUUUAACCUUUCUAAUCAAGGAAGUACCAUUAAGAAUGUAAAAAGUAAAGUUUACUGUAGUGUAGAUUAUUAUACACUUUCAAAACCCUCACACAUUCAUUACAUUGCAUAUUGAUUUAUAUUAAAAUUUUGUCUGUGUAAUUUGGGCCAUAUUUGCAAUAUUUAUAAUUAAUGAUAAUAAUGUGGAUGAGGACGUCUUUUUGUUCAUUAAAAAGCAGUACCACAAAAAAUAGAAAAUACGAUAAAUAUAGAAAAAUGUCACCGCUAUAAGAAAUAAGCUUUAAGAAAAUUUCCAACACUUUUUGUAAAACAAAAUUUUUUUUUAUUAAAAAUGCUAGUAGCGUCUAUUUCCUCACUGGGUUUACAUCUGUGUUACUUAAUUUCACCAUCUGUUUGCUGUCUUUUGUUUUUAUGCUUAAUAAAGUUAAAGGUUAAGGAA
Messenger RNA from Xyrauchen texanus (razorback sucker), 3936 nucleotides. RefSeq names its product phosphatase and actin regulator 2-like. NCBI's taxonomy places the organism in Eukaryota, Metazoa, Chordata, Actinopteri, Cypriniformes, Catostomidae. Gene Ontology annotation, biological process: actin cytoskeleton organization. Bases 218 to 2029 code for a protein of 603 amino acids. The transcript has 13 exons. The record is from RefSeq and is a predicted model, not a curated record. Gene Ontology annotation, molecular function: actin binding.